This is a messenger RNA of Drosophila albomicans, 752 nucleotides long. RefSeq names its product 23 kDa integral membrane protein-like. NCBI's taxonomy places the organism in Eukaryota, Metazoa, Arthropoda, Insecta, Diptera, Drosophilidae. Gene Ontology annotation, cellular component: membrane. The record is from RefSeq and is a predicted model, not a curated record. The transcript is spliced from 4 exons. The coding region runs from base 39 to 737 and encodes 232 amino acids.
UGUCGAAAUAGUUUAGUUUUAAUUUAGAUACUAAUUACAUGAAAAUUAUCACAUUAGAGGUCCUGCUAUGGAUUAACCACAUGCAGUCAGUGGAAUUCGCUUUCGUGGGUAUAUCCUUGAUAAUGGGCGGAUUUUAUCUACCCAUCGAUCACUCAUACAUGCAGGUGGAACUAGUGUGUUAUUGGACUACUUCCAUACGCAGAAUGUUUGUGGUGUGCGGCAUUGUGCUGAUCCUUGCAGGAGCAUUCGGUGCAUUUUGGUAUCGCAGGCACAUCGAGUUCAUUUAUCUAACACAAAUGCUGUUCAUUGUGCUUGGCAUUAUCUUCACCAUUGUCCUGGCUCUUUUCAUCACAUACAACUGUCAUAUCGAGAAGGCGAAGAGAAGAGUGGAAUAUCUUUGGCUGGAGACCGAAAACGAUAGAAACGCAUUCUUCAUGAUGCAACAGCAUCUAAAAUGCUGUGGGAAAUCUGGGCCAGAAGACUACAUUGACAAGGAGCAAUUUCCUGUUUGUCACAAGAAUUUCAACGCGGAGGACAUUAAAUUUACCAAAGGAUGCAUUGAGGCUGCUGAAGAUUUUUACAACAAGAAAGUGAUGUUCACCAUUGUGGCUAUGGUGGCUAUGAUCGUAGAUGAGACAAAAUGUCUACUACUUUCCAUUGCUCUGUAUCGAUGCAGGGUGAAGAUUGCUACUGUUGCCAUCCGCCAUAAUGUUACAUAUAUUACUAGAAGAACUUGAUUAUAGAUUUCCAUU